Messenger RNA from Hemiscyllium ocellatum (epaulette shark), 2895 nucleotides. It is a transcript of the gene whrna, whose product is annotated as whirlin a. NCBI's taxonomy places the organism in Eukaryota, Metazoa, Chordata, Chondrichthyes, Orectolobiformes, Hemiscylliidae. Gene Ontology annotation, cellular component: stereocilia ankle link complex; cilium; stereocilium tip. Gene Ontology annotation, molecular function: protein binding. The transcript is spliced from 15 exons. Gene Ontology annotation, biological process: sensory perception of sound; auditory receptor cell stereocilium organization. The record is from RefSeq and is a predicted model, not a curated record. Bases 1 to 2895 code for a protein of 964 amino acids.
AUGUCCACCGACUUCGAGCGGCUGUCCCUGAACUCCUCGGCUAACUCCAUGGUGUCGGCCAGCGGCUCGGGCGGCCGCUCGCUCUCGUCCAACGUGAGGAAGCUGCACAACGCUCUGAACGUUUUACUGAGCGACUACGAGAGGGAGCAGUUCAUCCACUGCCUGAACGUCUACCACUCCAAGCGCAACGUCUUUGACCUGGUGCAGACUCUGAAAGUGAUCUUGAACAGCCCGGAGAAGCGGCAGCUGCUGCCCAUGCUGCGGCUGGUCAUCCCCCGGUCUGACCAGCUGCUGUUUGACCAGUACACCUCGGAGGGACUAUACCUGAAAACAGAGCUGCUCACCCCGGCCACUGACAGCGGCCAAGCCCGCUCCGCCACUGCCAGCCACCUCCAUGUAAGUCUUUCACCGGCUCAACCUGAAUGCGGGGUUAGACAGCCCCCUCAGAAAGGCCCUCCGAAGGGCAACCCACCCAGUUUCAGCACCGAUCAACGGACAGCUCCUUUCUAUCCAAGCUUGGUAAUGAAAGAAAAUUAUGGCGAGAUCAGGCAGGUGGCACUGAAAAGAAACAAAACAAAUGAAGGUUUGGGUUUCAGCAUCCGAGGAGGAGCUGAGCAUGGGGUCGGCAUCUAUGUGUCACUUGUUGAACAAAACUCAUUAGCUGAAAAAGAAGGGCUUCGAGUAGGAGAUCAGAUCUUGCGAGUGAAUGACAAGGUGUUUGAUAAAGUCACCCAUGGAGAAGCUGUUAAGGUGCUGAAAGGUUCCAAAAAGUUGGUUCUGUACGUGCGCUCAGUUGGCCGCAUUCCAGGAGGCUAUGUCACCAACCACGUCUACACUUGGGUGGAUCCACUAGGCCGUAGUGUUUCCCCACCACCCAAUCUACUCGAACACAAGAGUAACACACUGCGGGGCAAGGAGAGCGAAAAGAAGAGUCAGCUUCAACUACUCCGAGACGGAGAUGAGAAGAAGGUAAACCUUGUCCUGGAUGAUGGGAAGUCAUUGGGCUUGAUGAUCCGAGGUGGUGCUGAAUAUGCCUUAGGAAUUUACAUCACGGGAGUGGACCAGGGAUCUGCAGCAGAAAGUACAGGCCUGAAGGUUGGAGACCAGAUUAUAGAGGUGAAUGGCAGAAGUUUUCUCAAUAUUCCCCAUGAUGAAGCUGUGAAAAUUUUAAAGUCUUCACGCCAUCUCAUGAUGACAAUAAAGGAUGUUGGAAGAUUGCCUCACACUCGGACUGUAGUGGAUGAGACUAAGUGGAUUACAGGCUCAGAGCUCAAUGAGACAGCUGCCUUUAGUGGCUCUGCAGGUCUAAGCUUUGAUUGUGGAGCAGAGGUUGCAGAGAGGCCUACAUUUUACAAAGCAUUGGCGGGGUCACAGGUCAUGCUGAGCAGUUUAGUGAACCAGGCACGUGCCAUGCUGGAUGAACAGGCCCGGCAUCUACUUAACGAACAUGAACGGACAACUAUGGCCUAUUAUCUUGAUGAAUACAAGGAAAACAAUAUAACUGUUCAGGCCUUGGUUAUGGCUCUCUUCGAACUCCUAAACACACAUGCAAAGUUCUCCUUGCUUUCGGAGGUUCGAGGUGUAAUCUCCCCUCAAGAUCUGGAUAGAUUUGAUAAUAUGGUAUUGAAACGUGAGAUUGCGUCAAUGAAAGCUCGCCAGAAUUCCAGCACAGGCACAGAUUCCUACUCUGUCAUGUCUUAUGGAGACACAGCCUCAUCCUCCGUUAGUUACUUCACAUCUACAACUCUCAGUUCAGCCCGGAAUGACACAGAUCUUGCAGGAACAAAUGACCAGCUGGAAGGAGACACUGGAAAUUUGCCAGAUAUCUCUCUUGAUAAUGUGCAGCCCUUUACUGACAACGCAUCAAACUAUAGACCUCUUCGAACUGAGUCCACCAGUCCAGCCUCUUCACAGCAAAAGACAAUGGGAGACAGACCAAAGCGGAACUCAACAGAGUCAUCACAGUCGGGCCUUUUCUUCACGGUACCUCACAGUCCUUCACUAACCACCACAAUCAUCGAUACCGAUGCCACAAGUGACGGUUCUUCACUUGCUUCUGCCUCUGCUUCAGUUGUUUCGACAGAUGAGUCUCUUUGUACAGUACACACUAAAAACUUAAAAACACAAACUAUGAGCAGUGAGGUGACAGCCCAACUCUCCCGUGUCAACCAGCAUAUCAUCGGACCCUUUCCCAGAGUUAAGUCUCCAACACAGUUGCUGUCUAAUACCUCGGAGAGUGUAUCACCAUCUCUUCCAAACCCGCCACCAUAUGUUCCGGCCCCUCUUCCACCAGGGUCAACAGAGAAACCACACUCACAGUUAGCAGCAGCCAACCAGCACUUUGUAAUGGUAGAAGUGCAUCAGCCAAAUGGUGAACCUGAUGUUAAUGAAGUUAGGACAUUACCACAAUCUCGAGCUGCUGCCCUUUCCCAGUUAUCUGACAGUGGGCAGACUCUCAGCGAGGACAGUGGGGUUGAUGUUGGUGAAAUGGGUGGCAACAGCAAAGACAGCAGUCCCGUACCUGCGAAGGGAAAAGUCACCAAGGACACGUCGGGGAAUGAAUCCAAACCAGAGGCCAUUUUAAAGCCACCUGGCUUAUUGGAGCCAACCUCGGUGUUGGUGAGAGUCCCUAAAAGUGCACCCACUCUGGGCAUUGCCAUUGAAGGAGGAGCUAACACACGCCAGCCAUUACCCCGAAUCGUUACCAUACAGAGGGGAGGAUCAGCACAUAAUUGUGGGAAGUUGAAAGUUGGCCAUGUGAUUUUGGAGGUCAACGGAAUUGCACUUUGCGGAAAAGAACACAAAGAAGCUGCAAGAAAAAUAGCAGAAGCGUUUAAAACCAAAGAGAGAGAUUACAUUGAUUUCCUGGUGACAGAAUUCAAUGUAGCACUUUAA